CUGAACUUGGAGCUCCCUGCAGAAAUAGAGGUUAACCCAUCAGUCCUUUGGAGAGGAGCAGAGUGCGGUUUGUCCUCCCAAAUGGAGGGUUCGACCGGCAACUCGCCGGCGGCGGCGCCGGCCGCCUUCCGGAACAGGUACUGGAUCCUCCGCCACGGCCGCAGCGUCCCCAACGAGCGCGGCCUCAUCGUCUCCUCCCUGGAGAACGGCACGAAGCCGGAGUUCGGGCUGGCCCCACAGGGCGUCGAGCAGGCGCGCUCCGCCGGCGAGUCGCUCCGGAAGGAGCUUGAGGAGAUGGGUGUGCCGGUGGACUCUGUCAAGAUCCGGUACUCGCCGUUCUCACGGACGACGGAGACGGCCAGGGUGGUCGCCGGCGUGCUGGGCGUCCCAUUUGAGGGUCCUAGCUGUAAGGCAACCGUAGAACUUCGUGAACGUUAUUUCGGACCAUCAUAUGAGCUGCUUUCACAUGAGAAGUAUGCAGAGGUAUGGGCAAUAGAUGAAGCAGAUCCCUUUCUGGCCCCAGAAGGUGGGGAGAGCGUUGCAGAUGUUGCUAGUAGACUUGCAGGGGUGCUGUUUUCUACAGACGUGGAGUUUCAUGGCUCUGCUGUUCUUAUUGUCAGCCAUGGGGAUCCAUUGCAGAUCUUUCAAGCAGUACUCAGUGGAGCCAAGGAAAACCCAUCUUUCCUCGAUGAUGUAGCUGGCCUGAAAAAGGAAAGCCUGGUAGUUCCAUCCGUGUUGUCACAACACCGUAAGUUCGCACUCAACACAGCAGAGCUGCGCCAAGUUGUGUGACCUGACGCAGAUUUGAUCCUGUACUGCUAUAUUGUAGAUAAUUCAUGUAUCUGUAGAUGGGAAAACUGUUGUUCGAUGUUACUCCCUCGGCCCCUUUGUUGAGAAACAUCAACGCAUUAUUUUUGAUUGACCAGAUUCAAGAUCUGCUUGGAAAUAUGCGAUGUUUUAUAA
This is a messenger RNA of Triticum aestivum (bread wheat), 963 nucleotides long. RefSeq lists its product as uncharacterized. The transcript has 6 exons. NCBI's taxonomy places the organism in Eukaryota, Viridiplantae, Streptophyta, Magnoliopsida, Poales, Poaceae. The record is from RefSeq and is a predicted model, not a curated record. Bases 82 to 792 code for a protein of 236 amino acids.